Lachancea nothofagi CBS 11611 is the source of this 1629-nucleotide messenger RNA. NCBI's taxonomy places the organism in Eukaryota, Fungi, Ascomycota, Saccharomycetes, Saccharomycetales, Saccharomycetaceae. The record is from the annotation of a GenBank genome assembly.
AUGGCAAAAUCGGUUUCCGUCAAACGUCUUCGCACUCGGAAAGCGUGUUUGCCAUGUAGACAGCGUAAACGGAAAUGUGAUGGCGAGCUUCCUUGUGGAAUGUGCACUGCGUACAGCUAUCAUUGUCAGUACGAUAAAGAAGAUGGACAUCCUGCACAUUUCGUGCAAAUGCCAGCACCAUACGUGGUGAAUGCUGAGAGAAGGGCCAAAGACGAGGUCGAGCUAGAGAAAAACGGAAUUACUGGCCACGUCAAAAAGGGUAUCCUUGACCCAAGCAAAUCCAGGUACAUGAGUUUAAAUUCUGCGAUUGCGUUCCCUCGAGCCCUUGGGCUGGAGCUCAAUUCGACCAAUCCACCCCACUUGCACUCUUUUGCAUGGAAUUGCGGCGUCAGGCCCGAGGAAAACACCGACACUCAUCCUAUAUUGCCGGACAUUGUUUCACAGGGAGAUUGCUUGCGUUUUGUUGACACCUAUUUUGCCGUUGUUCAUCCUGUGUUUGCUGUAGUGGACCGAAAGCAAAUCGAAAAAAGCAUUGGACGUUAUUGGGAUAGUCGCUCAACAUCUGCCUUUGGAGCUGUCAUUGCAGGAAUAAUGGCACUAGGAUCUUUUUUCUCUGGUGAUCAUGGCCAUCCUCGAGAAACAGACAUGGUACAUUAUGCGAAAGGCGUUCUCGAGGAUCCAAAGUACAGCCGUCUACCUACGGUGGAGCAAGUUUCCGCCUGGGUACUUCGGACAAUUUAUCUCAGAGCCACUACACGGCCACACACUGCGUGGCUCGCCAGUUGUGUAACAAUUCACCUCGCGGAGGCCACGGCCUUGCACCACGAAGCAGAAGAAAUCGAAUUAACUACAAGCUCACUUCCAGAUCAAGCUAAAUCAGAGCGGGCACGAAGAUUAUUCUGGACGGCCUGGUCCAUAAAUUCUAUUCUAUCCUAUGAUUACGGGCGUUCUUGUGUCGCAUUGAACACGACUAUUACUUGCUUACCAGCAACGCCAACUAAAAACAAUUACACGUUCCAGCUUGCUGAACUAGCACACUUAAUUCCCCAAGAGAAAGUAAACUCUAGUAAUGAUGUUCAAGUUGCACAGUUACUGAGCGCUUUGGAGCGUAUACACGAAAUGCCGGAAAUUCACCCGUUUAUAUCUCUAACUAAAGCGGAUCUUGCUCUUUCGUUUUACCGCCGCCUUCGCUUGCUGAAUCAUCUUCUGGAUAGCAGCGUUGUGCGACAAAUAGUGGAUAUUGGAGACGUAGCUCUCACCGCCAGUGUGGAUCUUGUACAACGAAACCACGUUUGGUGGAAUGUUCUCAGUGCCUCCUUCCAAUAUGUAUGCGCGCUGAUGGCUAUCGACACUCGUGAAAGUCUCGCACGCGUUGUCGAUGCAAAGAAAAUACUUGGUAACAUUGUGACAAUUUUGGGUACGCACAUAGCAAGAGAGGCAGAGGCCACAGUUGAACUUCUGCUUCGUGAUUCGGUUAAAAAAAAGCGGCAUGAGAUUGCACUUUUGGAAGGUGCGACUUUGAGUGAGGCCACCGCUGAAGUAAUGCAGUCGCCGGAAAUCAACUGGGAUAUUCUACUAGAUCCAUCCUACACUUUAGAUUACAUGCAGCGGGACUUUUCAAAUUUUUGA